Molecule: messenger RNA, 3309 nt
Organism: Cuculus canorus (common cuckoo)
Lineage: Eukaryota; Metazoa; Chordata; Aves; Cuculiformes; Cuculidae
Gene: TTC38
Product: tetratricopeptide repeat domain 38
Exons: 14
Coding region: 75-1475 (466 amino acids)
Molecular function (GO): protein binding
Source: RefSeq, a predicted model, not a curated record
CCCCCGCCCCCCCCCGCGGGUUCUGGCAUUUGCAGAGGCGCCGGAAGGCAGAAGCGGUUUCGCGGCGGACGGUGAUGGCACGGCUAAGGGACUGCAAGGCCUGGCAGGAUGCUGGACUUGCCCUCUCCACGACCAGUAAUGAAGCCUGUAAACUAUUUGAUGCUGUGCUGACCCAGUACGCAACCUGGGGCAAUGAUGAGAGCCUUGGAGGUAUUGAGGGGUGUCUCUCGAAGUUAAAAGCAGCAGAUCCAAAUUUUAUAAUGGGACAUGUCAUUGCUAAUGGUUUGGAGCUGAUUGGCACUGGAAGUUCAGUGCGGCUCAACAAAGAGCUGGACAGUGCAAUGAGAACAAUGAUGACACUUUCAAAAUCACAACCACUGACUGAGCGGGAGAAGCUUCAUGUAUCAGCACUGGACAUGUUUGCCAGUGGCCAGCUUCCGAAAGCCUGUGAUCUAUGGGAACAGGUUCUGCAGAGCCACCCAACUGACCUCCUAGCCCUCAGAUUUUCCCAGGAUGCUUACUUCUACCUGGGAUAUCAAAUACAGAUGCGAGAUUCUGUUGCCCGGGUUUAUCCUUUCUGGACACCUGAUGUUCCACUAAGCAGCUACGUGAAAGGCUACUACUCUUUUGGCCUCAUGGAAACAAACCUUUUUGAUCGUGCUGAGGAGCUUGCCCGUGAGGCUUUGGCUAUAAAUCCGACAGAUGCAUGGUCUGUUCAUACUAUAGCUCACGUAAAUGAAAUGAAAGCAGAGGUGAAGAAAGGGUUGGAGUUUAUGAAGGAAACGGAAACCAACUGGAAGAAUAGCGAUAUCCUUGCUUGCCACAAUUACUGGCACUGGGCUUUAUACUUUAUUGAAAAGGGUGAAUACGAGGCUGCAUUGACAAUUUAUGACAAUCAUAUUGCUCCCCGAUGUCUGUCAAGUGGAAACAUGCUGGACAUAGUUGAUAACACUUCAAUGCUGUACAGGCUUCAUCUAGAAGGUGUAAAGCUUGGAGACAGGUGGAACUAUGUUCUCCAGCUUACAAAAAAGCACACCAAAGAUCACGUUCUUCUGUUCAAUGAUGUACACAUCUUGAUGUCCUCACUGGGAGCCAAAGACCACAAAACUACUGAUGAGCUUUUAACAACUCUUCAGGAACUUGCCAAAGCUCCUCGUGAAGACCAUGAGCUUUCCCUGGCCCCUCGUUUGGGGUUGCCACUGUGCCAGGCUUUUGUAGAGUUUGAAAAUGGAAAUUGUGACAAAGCUGUAGACCUGCUGUAUCCAAUCCGUUAUGAGCUAAUCCAAAUAGGAGGCAGCAAUGCUCAGAGAGAUGUUUUCAGCCAGUUAUUGAUUCAUGCUGCUUUAAAUUCUAAAUCACAAGCCAAACAAAACCUUGCAAGGUGCCUCCUGAGGGAACGGGAUGUGAUGAGACCAAAUUCACCAAUGACGGAGCGGCUUAUUAGGAAGGCAGCAGCUGUUCAUUCACUGGCCUAGGUCUUUCCUCUGCGCUUAGACUGAAAGAGCAAUAGGCUUACCAAUCAAAGUCUACGGUCUGGGAGAAGGGGGGAUGCUAUAAGACAUGCUAGGGAUUCAUGGUAGGUAGGAGUACUCUGUGAGUUAAAAAUGUGAUGAUGAUUUCCUAAACAAAAAUAUACAGCUGUUGCAUUUCAGGAGAUUUUCUCUCAGAUGAUUCCACGUAGAAAGAAGAAGAUAUCCUACUGAUACUGCACAGAUUCUGGAGCAUCCCAUGACACUGCUUUUCUGGUGUAUUUUCCUUAAAGUUCUCUCUGAGCCUGAUUAUAUACAGUACAGUAGCUUUGCCUGGAUUUCAGUAAUUCAUCAUCCCAAUUUAUUACUCUGUUAAUAUAUUACAUAAUCAGUAAAUUGCUCAGGUAAUUUACAUGUACUUUUUAAACAAAGCUAAUAAGAGAGUAUGGGGCCAGAGCAAAUACAGGCAUAAACUGAAUUCCAUACCAGCCUUCCAGUCCAUUCAGGCAUGAGUCACAGAUGCUGGCAAUACAGAUAUGCUGGCAUGUUUUUACACCUCUUCUCAUAAAAUGUUAAAACUUUUUCCUUUCAAUUUUAGCACCUCAGAGCUUUCUGAAAUUACUGUGUGAAUGAAGCCAGACAGACAAAAGGGGGAAUAGCUGACUGAGACUAUUAUGACGUGAAUGCUCCCUUGGCACUUUUAAAUCUUUCAGAAGAAAAGAAAAAGGCUGAAUUUCAGCUAAAACAGUAUCAUCUCUGAAUGGCAGUUUUGGACUGGUGUCUUUGUGCUUAUCUCAGCUUUUGGAAAGUUGUGCUUUUCUGCCAUCUCAAUAGUAUGAGUACCUACAUGUUAGCAAAGUAAGAGUUUAAAACUAAUAUUAAAGCACACACUUUAUAGAGGCAUCUCAGAGCUGGGGAAGAUUGGAAGGGACCUUUCCCAUAAAAAGAGAGCUAAGAGGAACCGACACAAAGCUCUGUCCCAGCACAAGUGACAUGACAAGGUUUGGUGCUGCUGAUAAGGCACAAUGAGCCACAUAUGUCCAUGAAGUUCUGUUAUCUGGAUUCCUGCAGCAUAGCAGAGCUAACAGGUUGUCUUGCAACUGUAAUCCAGAUAUUCCUAAAUAAGGGAAAGAUGAUAUUUCAAGCCAAAACUGAUCUAAUGCCUCAUCUUCCCAAAUAGAAAUGUUACAUUCUUCAGCUACCCAAGCCCUGGCUUUGGUGUCAUGUACAAACUCUCCUGGACAUACACAUGCCUGUCCCUCCUUCCUGUACAGCUGAGACUCCCACAGCAGGCCACUUCCACAUACAGUUUCCGUCUGACCUGAAAAAGCACUUUCAUAGCUGGCCCUGCACUGCCCUGGGAGUUCCUGCAUAGAGGAAUAAGCUGUGGCAGUGCCUUGCUGCGACCUUUCUUCUCCCAGCCCUCACUUGGGGAAAAAAUAGUUUAUUUUUAAAUCAAGGAUAAUUUGUAAAACCAGUUAAGGGUAUUGCCUCUGUGCCUGCAGUCUUUUGAAUCCUGCGGACAGGCAUCGUUUCCUGUCCUUCAGCUAUAUCUCUGCCUUAUGUAUCCAGCAAUGGCUGCGAUUGGCUUGCUCUGUGCUAAAGUUACACUAGAUUUUUGCUAUUAUUUUUUAAUCAAUACAUUUCAAGCAAUGACUUUAGAUGGGUAAAUUUACUCAAGGAAUAUAACAAAUAUUUUAGGGAAGAAAAGCUUGAGAAAUCUGCUGGCUGGCUGUGAAGUGUGUGGUUUUUAUGAUCCAUUGCUACACAAAUUUAAGACUGAUAGUUGGAGUACUUUUGAUAUAAUUCGAUUUAGAACCUUUCCUGCUUUACACCAAUA